AAGUUCUCAUUGCUUUUAUGGUGGCUAUGAAGUUACUGCUGUAAACUAUUUCAUAUAUUUUUUUAAACAUAUAUAUAUAAAUAAAAGUUGUGUUUGUCAGUAUUCCAGCAACCAUGGAGGAAAACGACAUGGGGUCAAAUGGAAGAACAGAUGCAGUUUCUGCAAUUUGUCGAGCCUGGAAGCGAUGCUGUCAGUAAUAUCAGAAUUAUGCUCUACGGGCCAGUUGGAGCUGGCAAGUCCAGUUUCAUCAACUCUGUCAACAGCAUUUUACAAGGGAGGAUGGCAGGAGAAGCUUUGGCAGAUUCAGUAGCCUCUUCUGUAAGUUUCACCAAAAAGUACACCACCUACAAGAUGAAAAAAGGACGGAGGGGACAGUUUUACCCUUUCGUUUUCAAUGACAUCAUGGGCCUUGAGGGACAGGUUGGGGUCUGUAUGGAGGACAUCAAAUUGGCCUUGACGGGACACAUGAGAGAGGGUUACAAGUUCAACCCUGCAUCACCACUGUCAAAAGAUGAUGCUGGCUUCAAUCCAUGCCCCACUCCUGAUGACAUAGUCCACGUCCUGGUCUGUGUAGUACCUUCACCAAAUACAAGUCAGAUACCUGGCGACACCAUGAAACAGAUGAGGGACAUCAGACUAUUCGCCAGUGACAGGGGGAUUCCACAAAUUGCUGUCAUCACAAAAAUCGACGAGGCGUGCCCCGAGGUAGAAAGAGACAUAAGAAAUGUCUACAAAAGCAAGUUGCUGAAGAAAAAUAUGGAGGACUUCAGUGCUAGGCUGGGUAUUCCAAUGAACUGCAUCUUUCCUGUGAAGAACUACCAUGAAGAAACCAGCCUUGACGAUGAUGUCAGUCUCUUGAUACUGACCGCGCUGAAACAGAUCACUGACUUUGGAAAAGACUACAUUGAACACAUGUAGGCCUCUCCAUUUUCAUCUGAGUUUCAGCUGUGAGGAUGGGAUAUGAUGAAAGUGUCAUUAAAGCAUUCAAGUUGUACUUUAUUGUCAUAUACAUAUAAAAAGUAGAAGAAUGGCGAGAAUGUUCAAAUGCUCAAAAACCUUCUGCUCUGUGAAAUGUGACUCCGUUGGCGUACUCUCAGCUAGAAACUUCAUUUAAACUUUAAACAGCUCACAAGGCUUUCUGCUAUGAAGCUCACGCUUUUAUAUCUUUUAUAGUUUUUGAUUUAUUGCAGUUGAAGUUUUAUGCCUUUUUAUGACAGUUUUAGAGUUUAUAAUGGGUGUUUUUUUGUUUUCUUUUUUACAAAAAUAUAAAUGAUACAAAAAACACAAAUGAUACAGGAACAUGCAAAA
Molecule: messenger RNA, 1308 nt
Organism: Lampris incognitus (smalleye Pacific opah)
Lineage: Eukaryota; Metazoa; Chordata; Actinopteri; Lampriformes; Lampridae
Product: interferon-induced protein 44-like
Exons: 6
Coding region: 139-918 (259 amino acids)
Source: RefSeq, a predicted model, not a curated record